Messenger RNA from Sorex araneus (European shrew), 7417 nucleotides. It is a transcript of the gene PALM2AKAP2, whose product is annotated as PALM2 and AKAP2 fusion. Gene Ontology annotation, biological process: regulation of cell shape. Gene Ontology annotation, cellular component: membrane. The record is from RefSeq and is a predicted model, not a curated record. Bases 212 to 3439 code for a protein of 1075 amino acids. NCBI's taxonomy places the organism in Eukaryota, Metazoa, Chordata, Mammalia, Eulipotyphla, Soricidae. The transcript is spliced from 11 exons.
ACAACAUUAUCCAAUUGCUUCCCGUUUUACUCGCAGGCUGGGAGCUGAGAGAGCCUGAGCGUUCACUUUCAACCCUCAAGGGGAGGAGUGGGUGCGGACGCGGAGGGCGAGACUCGCUCCCGGCUCCGGCUGGUGUGCGGCCCCCGGCCCCAGGCGAGCAGCGCCGGCGAGCCCAGCUAGCAAGCGCGCCCCGCCGCCCCGAGCCCCGGCGAUGGAGAUGGCAGAGGCGGAAUUGCACAAGGAAAGGCUGCAAGCCAUAGCCGAAAAAAGAAAGAGGCAGACUGAAAUAGAAGGCAAGCGACACGAGCUUGACGAGCAGAUACUUCUGCUGCAGCAUUCCAAGUCCAAACUGCUCCGGGAAAAAUGGCUCCUGCAGGGCGUACCCUCUGGAACUGCGGAAGAGGAGGAAGCCAGAAGGCGGCAGUCUGAGGAGGAUGAGUUCAGAGUCAAACAACUCGAAGAUAACAUUCAGAGGCUGGAGCAGGAAAUACAAGCACUAGAAAGUGAAGAGUCCCAGAUAUCUGCCAAAGAGCAAAUCAUCCUAGAGAAACUAAAGGAGACGGAAAAAUCCUUCAAGGACUUUCAGAAGAGCUUCUCCACUACGGAUGGAGGAGUCGGGUGGGAGAGUGUGCUGCUGAAGGGCAGUGAGGCAGCCUCCGAUGCCAUAGAGACUUACGGCGCAGACAUGACCAUCAAGAAGCCUCCCCAGCUUUCCGAGGAUGAUCUCUGGCUGAAGAACGAGAGAGAGAACUGUAGUGCCCACUUCCUGGAGCCCGCUGCCAGCUCUCAUCCCCCGGAUCACAAAAACAUGGAAAUUGAGGUCUCUGUGGCAGAAUGUAAGAGUGUUCCUGGAAUCGCCUCCAGCCCACAUCCCUUGGACCACGCCGCCCCCUUCUACUCGCCCCCCCACAAUGGCCUCCUUUCGGAUCACCAUGAGUCUCUGGAUAACGACGUGGCCAGAGAGAUUCGCUAUCUAGACGAGGUGCUAGAGGCCAACUGCUGUGAUUCUGUCCUGGACGGAACUUACAACGGCACAUCCUCCCCCGAGCCGGGAGCCACGGUCCUGGGGGACAGCCUCAGCCCCACCCCUCCCUCGGCCACGCCCCCAGAUCCCACCACGAGACCCACCGGCCGACCCGUCCCACCCCACAUUGAGCUCUGUCCAAGCGACCCUGACGCCAUGGCCGAGGGGGGAAGAGAGAACGGCCACUCCCCUGCGCACCCCCGGGAUCUGCUGGGGGACAGCCUGCAGCCCCCCGUGAGCCCCAGCUCCUCCACCAGCUCCCGGGGCUCCUCCCGGGACGGGGAGUUCACGCUCACCACGCUGAAGAAGGAAGCCAAGUUCGAGCUGCGCGCCUUCCACGAGGACAAGAAGCCCUCGAAGCUCUUCGAGGACGACGAGAGCAGCAAGGACCAGUACUGCGUGCGGAAGGUGAGGCCGUCCGAGGAGAUGCUGGAGCUGGAGAAGGAGAGGCGGGAGCUCAUCCGGAGCCAGGCCAUGAAGAAGAACCCCGGCAUCGCCGCCAAGUGGUGGAACCCACCGCAGGAGAAGACCCUGGAGGAGCAGCUGGACGAGGAGCACCUGGAGUCGCACAAGAAGUACAAGGAGCGCAAGGAGAAGCGGGCGCAGCAGGAGCAGCUGCUUUUGCAGCAGCAGCUGCAGCAGCAGCAGUUACAGCAGCAGCAGUUGCAGCAGCAGCAACAGUUACAACAACAGCAGCAACAGUUACAGCAGCAGCAGCAGCCUGCAGCCCCCGCGCUCACGGCUGAGAACGCCAAGGACAUUGUCACCGAGCAGAUUGAUUUCUCUGCCGCCCGCAAGCAGUUCCAGCAGAUGGAGAGUUCCCGGCCAGCCGUGGCCAAGGGCCAGAGCACCCCCAGGCUCUUCUCCAUCAAGCCCUUCUACCGGCCCCUCAACUCCGACAAGCCGCUGACCCUCUCCAGACCCGCUUCUCUGGGGGGGCCUCCAGAUGACAGUGCCGCGUCGGCAGGCAAGGGGCAGAAAGCCAGCGGUGGCCCGGAGAGCAAGCCUGCGGGGGGAGGCCAGGGCAGCCCUGCUCUGCCGGGGAAGGAGGCGCCCGCCCACGAGCCCGUCAGACCCCUCUCCAAGCCCUGGGCCGAGGACGGAGAGUUCACGAGCGCCCGAGCGGUCCUCACCGUGGUCAAGGACGAGGACCCGGGCCUUCUGGAUCAGUUCUCCAAGUCGGUCAACGUCUCUUUGACCCCAGAGGAGCUGGACUCCGGCUUGGAGGAGUUGUCGGUGAGGUCCCAAGACACCACGGUCCUGGAGACCCUGUCCAACGAUUUCAGCAUGGACAACAUCAGCGACAGCGGCGCCUCCAACGAGACCACCAACGCCCUGCAGGAGAACUCCCUGGCCGAUUUUUCUCUGCCCCAGACUCCCCAGACCGACAACCCCUCCGAGGGCCGAGGGGAAGGCGUCUCCAAGUCCUUCAGCGAUCACGGCUUCUCCUCCCCCUCUUCCACCCUGGGAGACUCCCCGUCCGUGGACGACCCCUUGGAGUAUCAGGCGGGGCUCCUGGUGCAGAGUGCCAUCCAGCAGGCUAUCGCUGAGCAAGCCGAUCGGGCCGAUCGGGUCCAGACCCACGGGGGCGGAGGGCAGCCGCAGGAAGUCAGCCGGGAGGAAACGGGGGCCGCCAGCUCAGGGAAGCCUCAGGGCGUGUUCCAGCCCCCUCAGGUGUCCUCUCCGGUCCAGGAGAAAAGGGACGUCCUACCAAAGAUCAAGCCCGCCGAGGACAGGGCGCCCCGGGAAAGGCGACUGUCCCAGCCUCUGCCCAGCGUCCCGCCCAGCGGCCCCAUCGAUAUGGAGGAGACCCGGCCCGAGGGGGGCUAUUUCAGCAAGUACUCGGAGGCCGCCGAGCUCCGGAGCACCGCCUCGCUCCUGGCCACCCAGGAGUCCGACGUGAUGGUCGGGCCUUUCAAGCUGAGGUCGAGGAAGCAGCGGACUUUGUCCAUGAUCGAGGAAGAGAUCCGCGCGGCGCAGGAAAGGGAAGAGGAGCUCAAGAAGCAGAGGCAGGUCCUGCAGAGCACCCAGAGCAGCAGCAGGGCGAAGAACGCCCUCUCCCUGCCCUCCCGGACCUCCUGCUACAAAACAGCCCCAGGGAAAAUAGAGAAAGUCAAACCUCCUCCAUCCCCCACACCUGAAGUUCCCAGCUUGCAGCCUGACUUAGGGCCCGAAGAGGCUGCCGGAUGCCAGCGGCCCAAGAAUCUGAUGCAGACCCUCAUGGAAGACUAUGAGACACACAAAUCUAAAAGGCGCGAGAGAAUGGAUGAUAGUAGUUACACCUCUAAGUUACUGUCUUGCAAGGUGACUUCCGAGGUCCUUGAGGCCACACGAGUUAACCGAAGAAAGAGUGCACUGGCUCUGCGCUGGGAAGCAGGGAUCUAUGCCAACCAGGAGGAAGAGGACAAUGAAUAACAAACUUCUUUCCACCCAGGAAGCUUCUUUGGUGCUUGGGUUACCAAGAAACCAAGAAAUCAAUUCAUCCAAGCAUUUUAAUGGAAUAUUUAUUAAAGUGCAAACAAACUCAGCAAUCCUUAUGUAGACCAGAAGCUGCAAUACACAAAGAUGAAAAAAAAUCCAACCGAUAAAGAAGCCCAUCCAUCCAAGUUCAGCUCCCAAGCGUCAAAAGAGAAAGGAAUUUUGGGGAACUAAAAAGAAUCGCUUGGAUUUGGAUCCAUCCACAACCUGUUCCAAAAAAAGGACAAAGACGUUACAAGCAGAUCAGCAUCCUUGCCACGGGGCAGAAUGAAGAUGAGCCUCGCUGGGUGAGGAGGCGGAUUGGGGUUGGCGCUGUUUAGAGAGCAGUAGAGCCCCAGCUGGGAGAAACGAUGCAGCACCAGUUCCCACCCCAUUAGUUCCCACCUGACCUCCCAGCAGUGAAGUUGGGCUGUGACCCCAUGUGCUCCAGCGACUAUCAAAUGAACAGCGUUUCUCUCUGUAUUUGCCCAGAAGAGGCUAUCAUGAUUCCAUUUCUCUUACAUUAAGUUGUUUUUAAUGGGGGGCAGUUAAGAUUGUAGUAUAUAUAAGAUCCAUAUUUUUAAGACCAUCUUUCUUCACGUUGCAAACACAAUCAGUUCUACAUGAGGAGGUUGAGUAAGGGGGGGGGGGGAGAAAGCCAAACCAAAUGGAUCGUUCUAGCUUUAGUAUCUCAGCUGCUUACAAGGUUGACUGGUCUGCAGUUGAUGAGGACACAUUUUCACGAUUUAUGUUAUAGCUUCAUAAGAAAACUAUAUUUAGUGAGCAACAACUAUUUUUAUGAUGGGAUGGGGGAACCUAUACACGUUUUAAAUCCGUAUACGUUGAACAGCUUGGGUUCAAGAUGGCGGGGGUAUUUUUAGAGUGGCAAUAAUUGAGAAAAAGGGCGAAUUCUGCCUUUGAGAGGUAGAUAAUGAGAAAUGAGGAGGUGUUUAUAAUUAUAUUUUAUAUUAUCAAGUGGACCUUAGGGGUAACGGGAAGAAUGUGAGAUUAUUUUGGAUCAAUCAGAAAUAAAACAUGAAGAAGGGUCGUGAAGGUAGAGAAGAAAGGAAGGAGCAAGAUAGGGGGGGGGAAAAGGAGGAAGAGAGAGACUAUUUUUGCUGAACAGCCAGUAUUUUUCAGGAUGAUGUAGAGAAGAAUAGAAAUCUAAGUGCAGGCUUCAAAUCAGCUACAAAUCCUAAAGAUGGGACGCUUGUAUGCAUGUGUGUGUGUGUGUAUAGAACUUUGUGUGUUUGUGUCAAGUGUGUAUGCUUUGUGUGUUUGUGUGUAAAGACAUGCGUGUGAGGAUAAUUCCAGAAUGAUCGAGGGACAAGGGUGUAUGUUCACUGCCUCCAGGGCUGCCUGCCAGCAUCAGGAGUGAGAAUUUCUUUCUUUCGUUUUUUUUUUUUUUUUUUAAUGAAAAGGGAAAGAGAGGCACGGAGCGGAUGCAGUAUUUGUAAUAUUAAACUGACCAAACAUGGUAUUUGCAUGAGUCACAAUGGCAAAGUUUUGAGCAGUUUUUAUAAUGUGACAUUUGGGAAAGUAUCAUAUUUAUUCUCACGCUUUGUAUUCAUGCUUCGUCUACAUGCUAUAGCAGAUACCAGCUGUAUUCUCACUGUCCUUUGAAGCAAUAUGAUAUGAUCAGGGUAUUCAGCAAUCGGAUGCCCUCAAUUUCUGGAUGAGAAAAAUUUUCAAUUUUGGCCGUGAAUAAAGACUGAUCAGCCUUUUUUUUUUCCCCUCUCUAAAACUUUUAAAAGAGAAGCAAUAAUUAAGUCCACCCUCACUAACACGCGUUUUUGUUUUUAUUUUGUUACAUCAUAAGCUUUAAUAUGUUAUUCUGACAAGUAGCGAGUUCACAAGAUUUGUAUGUAGAUGUUUUUGCACAUUAUCUUCGCUUUGGAUUAGACUAGUAUGGACUUUAAGGAAAAGUUGGUCCUCAAAUACAACAAGGGGGGCAACGGAGUAAACACGGACGUCUGAGGACUUACAAGGAUCCUUCCAGAGCGCCAAGGGAACCUGCCAUUUGAAGCCAGAUUCUCCGGAUGGGCAGUUGGCAGCACCUCUGUAUGAUUCAGGUGUUUUUUUGUUUUGUUUUCUGAGUAAUCCAAUGAAUAUUGAACAGGACGAGCUAGCCACAAAGCCAGUUAAGACCCGGCGGGAAGGAUUCAUUUGCAGUGAGCUGGCUUGGAGACAGCGGUCUUAGAAAGAGGCAGGACAUGUGUCAGGUGAGCUGUCUUCCCAGGUGAAAAGGGAGCCCCCGGAAAGGCAUCUGUGCCCAUGAGAUACCGUGUUCUCAGGCACGUGAGGAAGUCGAUGGCAGGGAGGUGACGGGCGGGGGGGUGUGCAGCUUCGCACUGCCCUGGACGCGGCCACAGGCAGCCAGGCGGGUGACCAGCCCUUCAGUUGUGUGCACUGAGUGGAUACACACCGACGGAAAGUGUGCACCGAGUCUUCGAGCCUGACUGUGGGUCUGGCAGAGACAAUCCCACGGAGGAGAUGACCCCCGUCUUUCACCAGCAGACCAGCGGAAGACAAUCCUCAGGACUGGCCCUGAAGUUUGGGGGAUUUGUUUCGAAGACCACAUGAUCUGCAUUGAGCCUGCCUUUUGAGAAGAGAGUUGGCAGCUGGAUUUGCAGCUCAGCAGGCCCCCUGCCCCAGCCCCCCAUCCAGGAGCGGCCUGGCAGGCACCCCUGCCGGUGUUGGGGGACAGAUGGUCACCCCAGAAACACCACUGCGAGGAGACCCGACCUGGGGGGCAGGGCUGCACGUGGAGCUCCGUGCGUAGCUGACUCUCUGGGACACUGCCACACUCGCUCAGAGCGUGGCUUAGCCGCAGGGACCCCCCUCUCUCACCCGGUUCCCCCUCUCCAGCCCCCUUCCUCACUCCGCUCCCAUCAUCAUCCCCAUCACCGGUUAAUCCAUCUCCAUUUCCUGGGAAGAGCCAGGUUUGCUCUCUGAGCUCUCGAGUUUUUUAUUCACUGAGAAACUUCGGGCCCCUGCUUUCAUACCGAGCCCUGUGCUAAGGCCCUGGGGUCCCACCCAAAGCCCCUUCACGUCCUGAAAAGACAAGACACUGCAGGAAAGCCCACCAGCGCCUCCGAAUCCAAAUCCACGGUGAGGAAGAGGCUCUACCCCAGCCCGCCCCCACCAUAGCACGCACGCUUGUUUUUCACUAGAAGCAACGCUUAGCUCCUGUAGCCAUUAGAAAGCUUUCCCGAGCUUCCUCCAGCCCGCCGUGUCGAUAGCCGUUCUCUUGGCUCCCUAGCUGUCUCACGACUGACAUGCCUUGGGUUUCUCAUCCAGAAAUUAUGGAAACAGGGUCUGUCAGUGGCAGGAGACGGGGCUGGGUCCGACCGGGCUGGGCCCUGCAUUCUCCUGCCUCUUCACGCCUGUGCAUGCUGCCCGCCCUCGACAAUGACUCCAUUCAAGCAGUAGAUAGAUCCGCGUCCACAUAGAUACACACGCGCACACACACACACUCACACAUACAGAUCAAGUGUAACAAGGGACACUUGAGCAGUGUUGACGCUUGUCUCUGAAGACAAAUCAUUUUUUUUUCCAACUGAAGAAUGGAUGUAAUUAAUCUAUGUAUUUAAAAAAAAUAGCCUAAGUGUUUAGAGAUGGUGACUAUAUCCAGUUUUAGUGACAACCAAUUUCCUGAAUUUUAAGCCUUCAGUGAGUGAGCUGCCAAUUUUGAUUUUGUUGUUGCUCUUUUACCCAAAUGCUUCUUUUUUUUUUUCCUAUUAUUUUUUUGGGGGGGGUGGGGGAAGGAGGGAGGGGGAAAACAGCAGACUGUGUUUGACAAUUAUACGCUGUAUCCGGCCCUCCUGUGUAUGUUAACCACUUCAAUGUUACUCUCCUGCUUCUGUUUUAUAGUGGUUGUGAGGCAGUCAAUGCAAGUAUACAGUUAUUUUCUCAUUAAAACCCGUGUGUGGUGUU